Messenger RNA from Vitrella brassicaformis, 5181 nucleotides. Lineage: Eukaryota; Vitrellaceae. The record is from the annotation of a GenBank genome assembly.
CGUGUGUAUAUGGAUGUGAUGUGUCAAACAAGCGUCUGCACCGUGCACGAAUGCACACACACAUGUGACUGCCGGCCAGCUGUGUUACAUCCUCGCGCCUCCGUGGCAUGCACGGCACCCGCCUGUGUCAGUGCGUGCACAGAGGCAAGAUGAUGGAAUGCAGACAGCCAGCCAGCAGACAUGUGCAGGCAGGCAGCAUAAAAAGACACAGACAGACAGACAGACAGACAGCCAAAGAAAGGACGACAGCAAAACACAGACGACCCCUUUUCUCCACACACGACAGCCGCCCCUAUGACACAAGCACAACCUGUACACCCAUCCAUCCAUCCAUCCAUCCAUUCAUUGACCCGUCCGUCUAUCUGCCCGCCCAGCCAAUCGCGCUACGUGUGUGUCCUCUAUGGUCUGUGUUGUGUGGUGGUGUUGUGUGGUUUAUGAAAAGUCCAUGUCUUCCUCCUCUAUGACCUCGGCGGUUCCUCCUCGUCUUCCUCCUCAUUUAAGAUGUAGGUGUCACCCACUGCAGACAGGCCACCCAUGGACCGCAUGUAUGCACACACGCACACACGCACAGAGAGAGAGAGACACAUGAAUCAAUGAAUGCAGGAAAGCCAACGUGUGUCCGAGCGUGUCGUUCACGUACGGCCAGGUCGGUGCGCUGCUGUUGCUCGUCCGCGACUGCGCCUCGUCUCCCUCGCGCGCUCGCCCCGCCCUGCAUUGCAGUGGAGCCAUCCCCGCACACAGGCACACAUGCAUGGAUACACGCAGAGCGCAGGGACUGGCCUGUCUGUCUGUGUAUCUGUCUGUCUGUGUAUCUGUCUGUUUGUUUUUGUGGUUGCCUCGCUUACUCCUCUCUCCGGUCCUCAGUGGUAGUUAUCGUGUAUUUGCCCUUCCCGCGCCCGCGCCCGCGCCCGCGCUUGUGCUUCGGCUUCACCUCCUCCUCUUCUUCUUCCUCUUCCUCCGCGUGCUCCUUCCCGGGCUCCGUCUCCGUCACCUCCGGCUUGCGCUCUGUCUCGGCCAUGUGCUCGAUGUACAGGACAUCCUCGCAAUCAGGCGCCUUGUCCUCCACCCCGCAUUCCUUGGGCGGCUCCGCGGCAGCGGGGGCGGCAGGCGCCUCUCCGCCCAGCGGGUACGGCUGGCGCUGCCCCUUGGGGUAGUUGACGGUGUACUCAUCCUCCUCGUAGAGUGGGUCGAUCUCGGCGUCGAUCUCGGCGAGCUUUUGGUUCCUGUCAAUGCCUUGCAGACUGGAGUGGAAGAGGCUGCGGACCUCCGGGUUCUCCUUGUUGUACGGCUGUUUCUCCAUGUACUUGUUGAACUCAACCGAGGGCUUCACAACGGGCGCGUUCGCAUCGCAAACCGGCAGGUCAUUCUGCACCACUCACAUCGCACGCAGAAACGCGUGACGUGAAUACAUCCACGUCGGUGCCUCUGUGUGGAGUCUUUUGAAGGAAUGGCUGACUGACUGACUGACUGACCGGAUUCUGGGGUCUGAGCGGGUAGAAUGCGGGCAUCUUGGGCUUCUGCAUAGCACAUCGCACCACACGGGCCGCACGAAAUACACACGUGUCUGUGUGUAUUGGGCUGAGCGUACCGGCUGCUGUUUGUUGUAUGGCUUUCCUCUGAGGUUGCGCAGCCAGUCGACAUUGAUGACCAUCUGCCGUCCAUCCACCCAUCCAUCCAUCCAUCCAUUGCAGCACAAACAGGCAAGCAAGCGAGCAGUGUGUUUCUCACCUUGACGCCGAAGUGAUCGGUGCAGCGGCCCCUGUCAUGUCAGUUACACAUGUACAGUUGUGUGCGUUGAUUCAUUUAGUUGGUUGAUUCAGUCAGUCACUGACCCGCCGACCGGCCGAUAUGUGCUGACUACUUCCACCGACCGUAUGGCCCUGACACACACAGACAGACGCAAUCAAUCAAAGAUGGAGAGCACAUGAUUGUCUGUCGACUGAAUGAGUGGGUGGCACCUAUGUGUGCAUACGCACAUACUUGUAUAGGUUCUUGGUGACCAGGAUGUGGUCGAGUGGGCCGCCGUCUUGGAAGUGGGUAGGCUUGUCAGCCCACAUCUCCUCAUCGCUAACUGAUUGACACCACGCCAACCAAUGAAACAAGAUGGAUGGAUGGAUGGACAGACAGCAUGACAUUCAUUCAUCGGUGUAGGUCUUUGUGUGGUGUGAGAUGAGGUGCGUACGGACCGUCCCAGUAGCUGGUGCCGCGGUAAUUCCGGGGCACUUUCCAGCCCGCAUUGGCCAAACGAUACUUCAGCGGCCUACACACAUGCACAGACACCACAGACACAGAUCCGUCGAUGGAUAUGUGAACUGAUGGCAUGUGUCCAUCUGGCGGCCGUGGGUGCGGGGAAGGAGAUACACACCUGGUGCCCGUGCCCUGGCGCAGAAUCGGCAGCGUACGACUGCACGAAUGCAGACAUACAGCUUGACAUGCAUAGGUGGAUUCAGUCACGAAUGGUCUGCCUGACCUGUUUGGAACGUAGUAGUCCUUUGCCUUCCCAGGUGACGUGUAGAAGGGCUCCCCAGUCUUGGGGUGCGGCGUCUCGUAAUCCUGCAGACAGACAGACAGACAGAUCGAUAGGACGAUGGACGCACACACCUCACACCCACACAACACAGCCGCCUGCCCUCCUGCCCGAUCGUUGUGGGUCAGCUGACGUACGUUGAAGUCUCCAAUGAUGAUGAGCUCGUCGGGAGGAUAGCCACUGCUUUUCGUCUUCUUCGCCAUGUGAUUCUCGAUGAAAUCAGACACGGCUAUGGCCUGCAGACAUGCAAACAAACCAACAAAUGACAUGUACAUGUACGUGUAAGAAUGCGUACACGCAUGCAGUAUGUGUACAUAUAUGUUACUGUACAUGUGCGUGCGCGUGCGUACCUCUGCCUCCCGCUGUGAGCAUUCGUGUGCGGGUGGGUCGGGUUUGGGGAUGGCCUUGAGGUGCAGCCCGAUCAUCCCCACCUUGAUGUCAUCCAGGUUGAACCGAGCGUACCAGAAACGGUACUGCAGGAGUCAGACAUCCAUCCAUUUAUCCAUCCAUCCAUCCAUCCGUGUCAAGCUGGGUGGCUUGGUGAGAUGGGUGAGGUCUUUGUCUCACCGGUUCCGCUAUUUUGUCAUUGGGACUGGGUUUGUGGCCGCACCCAGACAUAGCAUCGGGGAGACGAUCGCCCUGCAUACGCAAAUGCAGGGGCGCAGGGGAAGCGCAAACACACCCACAUAUGCAUUUCCGCUCGCUGGCUGGCUUGGCGGCCUUGCUUUGGUGAUGGCGUGCUUACCGGUCCAUCGAAUGGCCUGAUCAUUGUCUUCUUCGCCCACAGAUUCACCUUGGACAACACACCACUGCACAGAACCACGUUCACAGGAGGACACACGGACAGGCAGGCAGGCAGACAGACAGACCAAUCCACGUACGUAGUACAUCAAUGGGUGGACGUGGGGUGCGUCUGUGCGUGCAUACCAGUGGUGGUUGCCGAAAGGGGGAAACCUUUCUUUACCCCCGGGGUUGGGUCCUGGUUUGAGCCCUCCCUUCAUGAACUGUUGGACCAUGAAGGGCCUGUACUGCGCCUUGCUCUCCUCGGUCAUCGCGUCACGGAUGUCAUACAACGUGUUGCAGUCACCCAGCUGACACACACACAGAUACCCAUACACACACACACACGCAGACACACACACACACACACACACAGAGAGCGAGACAGGGGGGCGAGUCCGUCGGUUCGUCGAAUCGUGUGAUGUCGGACAAAAGUAUGUGGUGUGAAUGUGUGGCCUGGGUGUUGGUUCGGUGGUACCUCGACGAGGUGAACGAUGUCCGGGUUGUGCUCUUCGAUGACGCGGGCGAUGUUCUUGUAGUGGUCCUUGAUGGCCGUGUCGUAGUUGGGCUGGCCGGGCUUGUCGUACCACGCACACUCACUGGAUCCAGGCGCAUGGAUGGAUGGAUGGAUGGAUGGGUGAAUUGGACACACACAGACAGAAAAUGCGUAUAUCCAACCAACGAACGAACGGUUGAGGUGCCGUGUAGUGUCAUGUCGCUCACAGUUUGUCUUUUUUGGAGUUUCUUCGCCUUGUGUUUCUCUGUGUUCCCGACUCUCGCCCACCAGCUGUCUUCGGACAUCCAUUUGGGGCGGUACUUCUUGGGAUCGCUGCAGAUCUGCUUGUAGUACUCAAUUGGCCAUGUCCACUCAGCGUUCUGUCGAGGACCGACCGACCCACACAGACGUGCCCACACGGACAACAAGACAGACAGACGGAGAGAUGGACGGAUGUGUGUAUGUGUCCGUGUGUGUGAUGUUGUGUUGUGUUGUGUUGUGUUGCGGGCGUCAGCUCAAUCACUCACCAGUUGCAUGAUGACGAUGUGGCUCUCUUGCCAGACUUUCGUGGGCAGCCUGAAGUCGCCUUCGUCCGUGAUGUUUUGUCUGCCAAUUGCGACUUUGUUGAGAAGCUUUUCCGGCGCAGGAAUCGGGCAGUACUGCAGCCCCGCCCAACACAAACGCACCACACGUAGACAAAUCAGCGCAUCGCAUCGAGUCCCAACCCCCAAUCUGCUGACCAACUUGUCGUAUUGAAAUUUGUGUUGUUUCGGGUUGUGGAGGUAGGGGUCGUACUGCAUGGGCCAGUCAGGCCCAUAGCCCUGAUGCGACUCGGACUCCACCAAGGAAGCCGCCGCUGCAUGGUAACCAUACACACAGGCCACAUGGCAUUCCAUCCAUCCCCCAUAUCCAUAGAUGCAUCCAUCCGUCCGUCCGUCCAUCCAUCCAUCCAUCCCACCAUCCCUUCUGUGUCGUCACAUACCGGCAAGUCGCUGUGCGGUGUCAUUUAUAGACCGGCUGCUGCCGUGGAUGGACCUGACACCCUCAUCGAUGAGCCGCCGGGUCGCCUCGAUGUCAUCCGCCAGCCGCCUGAGCUGCUCCGCCGCUCCUGCGCCCUCACCCUCCUCCAGAAAAGAUAACGAUCCGCCUGCACCCGCCACACACACAACAUGGCUAGAUUCACCCAUCCCCAGACCCCCCAUCGUGACCGCCGAUGUAUCUGUGGUGCAUUACCGCUCUGGUCUGUCCAUUCUCCGCUGUCCACGGGGCAGUCUGCGCCUUCGCACUCGAUGGAGGCGGGUGCGACGGGAGGAGUGAACAAACACACAGCGGAUACCACAGCAGCUAACGAAAGGAGCAACGGACGCGCCAUCUUUGG